AUGGCGUUCGAGACGCUCCCAGUCUCACCUCACGCAAGCGCACUCCAGAGACCAAUUAUUGGACUUGCCUACCUGUUUUCCCCCUUCAAAGUCUCUGAUAUCACUGCAUUCUCUUCAAGUUCUCAUCUUGCCUCGCUGUAUGAUUGGGACUCGAGAUAUCUCUACAUGAAAAGGAUAGCUGUCCAUGUGAUCAAGUCUGAGCUGAAGCGUGCUGCUCAGGAGUGUGAUGACACGCUGCAUAGAUGCACGAAGAGGAUCCUAGAAGAGGAACAGACAGAGAAGGAGGUGAGAAACUCCUCGUUUCCUGUACGUAUAGCGCAUACUACCAAGUCUUUUGUUUUCUCCAUCUUUGGCCCCAACAAAGACGAAUCGAACAGCUCCACUGUUCGAAGGUUCGAGUGGUUUGCAGACCGUGCUAGCGAGUUUCUCAGAUUACUAGAGCUUGGUGGCAGGCCACGCCACCACAUGCCCUUUGACCCUCUUGUCAGGCAUCUUCUGAAUGGCAAGAAACUACAGCACCGAAUCCUUCAAGCAAACAGGCGCCCUUUGUUUCUACAGUUGGUGCCGUAUAUUACUGCAGAGUAUGGAGUAGAGGCUAGACUCAUCUUUAUGCAGAAAGAUCGUAAUGCAUCAGAGGAUGACUUUUUCUUUUCUUUAAUGCUACAGCUUUCAGAGAGUACUGACAUAGUAGGGAUGGCAAUUAAGUGCCUACAGCUAUAUGCCCCUCUUUUCAAUUUCAAGUCUGCAGUUGAAACGGUUAGAAAUAAACUUCUGCAUCUACCUACAGAAGAUUUCUCAUGGGUGCCAGAUAUUGAUACACAUCACAAAGAACAUUGGGAUAUUCUUCACAGGUUUCGCCCAAACCUACUAUGUUGCAAACAGCAUGAUCAACACAAGCUCUGUCAUGGUAAUAGGAAGUUAAACAAGUCAAGAUUACCAGAUGUUUUUCUGGAAUCAGUUAUUGAAGUACAUCAGCAGUGCCAUGUCUCAGUCUUGGACUGCGACCAACAUAGGUCCUUAAUGUCUGAAACCAAAUAUUCUCUACAAGAUUCUCCAUAUCUGAAAGUUGGACUCCUAGUUACCCCCCAUGGAUGUUUAGAAGACAUCCUACAUGUGGAUAGAACUCCAGCAGUACCGGUGAUCUACAGUGAGGAGCAGCAUUUCUUGCAUACAGACUUUACCUUGGGACAACUGGAAGAGAUCAUGCUGCCAAAGGCACUAGAUUACUUCUGCAAGAAUGAUGAAGUGGCAGUCUACCAAAUGCUUUGGAAAUUAAAACAUGGUGCUGCAUAUAUUCAGGUUGAGAAGGCAAGCAUGCGCACACAGAGAACAAGCAUGAGGACUUCUCAGGGGCCUAGGAAAGGAAAGAUGUUGCAAUGGCAUGAUCAGGAGAUAGGGAGGCAAACAAGUACGAUUUUUCAAUUCCUCAACCUGUGGGUUGCACAUGCGCCUGUCCAGCUGCAGGGCACAAUUAUGGACUGGAUUCAGAAAGAAAAGGAAAAACAGUUAGCAGCUCUGCAGCUACAUCGGAAAUUCGACGAACACAAGACUGGAAAUGGGAUGUUCAAGGGAACAAAUCAAAUAUUUGGAGUUGCUAUUCAUAGCUGA
Messenger RNA from Miscanthus lutarioriparius, 1608 nucleotides. The record is from the annotation of a GenBank genome assembly. NCBI's taxonomy places the organism in Eukaryota, Viridiplantae, Streptophyta, Magnoliopsida, Poales, Poaceae.